This is a messenger RNA of Acanthosepion pharaonis, 2322 nucleotides long. NCBI's taxonomy places the organism in Eukaryota, Metazoa, Mollusca, Cephalopoda, Sepiida, Sepiidae. The record is from the annotation of a GenBank genome assembly.
AUGACCAACAAAAUGUUGACAAUGACACAUUCUGGGAGACUUGCAACCAUCAGAACUGAUGAAAACAUCACAAAUGUGCAUGCAGCUGUUUGGAAAUCACUGUGUCUUCUAUCAUUCAUAAAGGGCAGCCCUCUGUCAUCCCUGUCUUUGUCCUCUAGAACAUGCUUCACAAACACCAUGAGUGCAGGCCCACUCACUGUGGAGAUCAUCUGUACCUUCAUUCUAGCUGUGCUGCUAAUUCAUCGCUAUGGUGACUGGAGGAAACAACAUGUCCUUGUUACUUUGGCAACAUUUGUUGCCUGGUAUUUCUCUUUGAUGAUCAUUUUUAUUUUACCUCUUGAUGUUUCUUCAACAUUUUAUCGCCAGUGUUUACAAGAUAGACAAAAAGUAAUUAUCACCACAACAAUUGCCUACCAGAAUGUCUCCAGGACCACAGUGGACAAUGUGUCAUCAUCAUCAUCUACAUCACCGUCAUCAUUUCUCCCUUCAUCAGCUAGUGAACAACAGCCAAGUACAGAUAAAAAAUUUAGUGUGGAAACACCUGCUCCAAUUCCUGACUGUGAACCUCCCUUCAGUCAUGUUCCUGACUAUGUGCUCCCUGCCCUUUGGCAUGUUGUCUACUGGACAUCACAAGCUCUCACCUGGUUAAUACUCCCAUUAAUGCAGUCUUAUUCAAAUGCUGGUGACUUCAGUGUUGCUGGAAAGUGUAAAUCUGCUCUGAUAGAAAAUGCUAUUUAUUAUGGCACCUACCUACUUAUCUUCGGGGUGUGUCUCAUUUAUGUAGCUGCCCGACCUGAUUUGCAUAUAGAUGCAGAUAAAAUAAAGAUAAUUGGUGUAACUGCUAGUAACACAUGGGGGCUGUUCCUCCUUGUUUUGUUGCUCGGUUAUGGUCUGGUAGAAGUUCCACGUACUGUGUGGAACAGCUCCAAGAGAGCCAAACUUAGCACUGAGAAGUCGGAAGCUGAGGAGGCCCUGGAAGAUGUGUUGGAGGAAAUUAAGCGUGCCUCUGAAUCCAUUCGUUACAACCACCCACUACGGAGAAAUAUAGACACCAUCUUACAGAAGUGUCCCGAGAAUUUCCGUCGGUCAGUCCGUCCGAAUGUUGACGAUUAUGAAGAUUAUGACUCCCCAAUGGACACCCCUACAGAACGCACCUUGGUGCGCCUUCACAAGAGAGUGAUCCGUGCCUCCCAAAUCUACCAGCGCACUCACUGCCAGUGGAACAUGCUCAUGGAGAAGGUGUUUGCACUGGAGGAGGUUGCUGAUAAUGAAUCCAACCCAGACCGUGAAUUCAAACACUACUCUUCAACUGAUAGUGUUAGAGUUCUUCUGAGCAAGGUUUAUACCCCAACUGUGGAAUGGUAUUGGAAAUGUUUAUUCCGCCCCUGGGUAAUGAAGGGUCUGGCUGUUGUACUAGUUGUCAUGUCAUUUAUGGUAGUAUGGUCUGAGUGCCUCUUCUUUGUUAAGAAGCCUGUCCUCUCUUUAUUUGCUGUAUUCAUCAACAUUGCCAAAUUGAACUAUGAUUAUGUUUAUAUUGAGAUGGCUUCUAUUUUGACAAUUGGAUUUCUCUGUUUCUGUGCCUACUACACAGUAUUUCAGAUUCGUAUCUUAAACUAUUAUUAUAUUGCUCCACAUCACCAAACAAAUGAGUACAGUUUGAUCUUCACUGGCAUGAUGCUUUGCCGUUUGACUCCUCCUAUGUGUCUAAAUUUUUUAGGACUCAUUCAUUUGGAUAGCCAUAUUAUCCAUGAGAGCAAUUUGCAGGAAACUGCUUACACAACUAUCAUGGGACACAUGGAUGUUAUCUCUAUAGUAUCUGAUGGGUUCAAUAUCUACUUCCCAAUUGCAAUAGUGUUGCUAUGUAUCUGCACUUACUUCAGCCUGGGAAGUCGCAUCCUGCAUUUUCUUGGAUUCCAACAGUUUGUUGGGGAUGAUGAUAUGACACAGGAGCUCAUUGAUGAAGGAAAAGAACUCAUCAGAAGAGAGAAACGGCGACGUGAAAGAAAAGCAGAUGGAGAAGCACGAAGAAAAAUGUGGAAUGAACAAUUUGGAAAUGGGAAAUCUACAGCCACAGAUAGUCCACGGCGAGGAAAAGUUCCCCGAAGUCCUGAUGAAAAUGAUCGUACAGAAUUGUUACGCCAAGCUGAACCGGUGGACUACAUGGGCGAUACAACCACAGACUCACUAGAUGAUUACAUGAAUAUGGGGCUCAGUGCUGCCACUGGUUACCAGUCACAGCAUGUGUCACAAGCCCCUUCUAGAUACAGCUCAGUUGGCAGGAUGGGUCACAAGCCACCAAAAGGAAUCUUUGAUGAUGUAUAA